Molecule: messenger RNA, 1131 nt
Organism: Lichtheimia ornata
Lineage: Eukaryota; Fungi; Mucoromycota; Mucoromycetes; Mucorales; Lichtheimiaceae
Exons: 5
Coding region: 1-1131 (376 amino acids)
Cellular component (GO): cytoplasm
Molecular function (GO): electron-transferring-flavoprotein dehydrogenase activity; flavin adenine dinucleotide binding
Source: RefSeq, a predicted model, not a curated record
AUGGUCGCCGCUAAUCCAACGCCUAAAAGAAACGUCGUAUCCAUUGGUGCAUCUUCAGCAGCCAUGGGAUUUACAUUAUCGUGGAAGGAGAAUCCUCCAAGCACACAUCGCCUUAUUCUCAUUGAGGUGAAGACACAUUACAAUUGGGUCUACGCCUUUCCUCGAGCAUCCGUCAAGAGUGGCUUUGAACGAGAAUUGUUCAUUCCAUAUGCUGGAUUGUUCGGCUACAAGGAUGAUGUCGGCAAAGUUGUUACAGCUCGCGUCACGGCUAUUCAUAAAAAUUAUGUCGAGUUGGAUCGUGAGGUCCCUGAAUUUGGCACACGCAUUGAGUUUGAUUACUUGCUUUAUGGUGCAGGCACCACCAUUCCCCAACCCGGUCGAUUGCUCUCCGAAACUAAAGCUGAAGGCAUUUCGAUUUUGAAACAAUACCAAAAAGUCAUUCGUGAAUCCAAACAACCCAUCAUCAUUGGUGGUGGUGCUGUUGGUCUUGAAUUGGCGGCCGAGAUUAAGGAAGAAUAUCCCGACAAGCAGGUGACCCUGAUUCAUUCACGAUCACGAUACAUGGCUCGAUACAAACAAAGUUUGGAUUCCUUCACUUAUGGCAUUCUCAAAAAGCUUGGUGUGAGACAAGUAAUGGGUCAACGCGUAAAUUUGCCUGAAGGCGGCUUUCCUUUGGAAGUCAAGCCUGUUGAAGUCACGACCAAGACUGGUAAAAAGAUCCAAGGCGAUUUGGCAAUUUUGUGUAUCGGCAUGACACCCAAUAGCGAGCUGCUGGGCAAGCUUUCUUCAAAGAGCGUGAACAAGCAAACAAAGUUUGUCAAGGUGAAAGAUACUAUGCAAAUCGACGAUGACGAAUACCCACACAUCUUCGCCGCUGGUGAUGUUAUUGAACAUACCGAUGUUAAGACCGGUCAUUUUGCUUGGAUGCAAGGUUUGACCGCUUUGGCCAAUAUUCUCAAGCUCAUCAAUGGUGGAUCAUACGACGACUUGGAGCCCUAUGUGAGCAAAGAUGUUGCUUUGAUCAAGAUUGCUCUUGGCGAGAAGGAGGCUGUGAUGCAAACCAAUGCAUGGGGACCUUUGGUUGCUGUUGGAACUUGGAUAGCGGGAAGGAGCAUUCCUCGUAACCUGUAA